Molecule: messenger RNA, 933 nt
Organism: Nicotiana tabacum (common tobacco)
Lineage: Eukaryota; Viridiplantae; Streptophyta; Magnoliopsida; Solanales; Solanaceae
Product: UPF0725 protein At1g02770-like
Source: RefSeq, a predicted model, not a curated record
AUUUACAACACUAAAUACUCAAUUUGAACUUUUUAUGCUCACAGCAAAACCAAAAGACCAAUAUAAUUAACAAUUGAACACAGGAAAAAACACAAAUAUGGAAACUUUUUUAAAAUAGGUAAGCGUUUAUAGAAAUAAUAAUACAUAUAAAUUCCGCCAAGGCUGUAGCCCUUGCCAUAUUUCUCAAUGUAGGGUUUUCUCUCUCACGAUCGACAAGAAUCUUUUACUGCCGCCAUCGCCGUCUCCGCCACCGCCGCCGCCGUCGUUGAGCCCUAUGUCACAAAACGUGCCUUUGUCAAUUGCAGAGGAAACAGUGUCCCCGCCGCAAAAGAAACAUAAGAUCAGAGAAAGUGAUGAGAAGAUCGGUGGUAACGUAACUUCCAUUGAUGAUGGCAUGAAUGUAGAGGAUGAUCAUAGUUGUAGCGAGUAUGAUUCGGAGGAAGAUUAUUGCCCAGAUGGCACAUGAAAAAUGGAUAAAGCUGUUUGGGAGAAGUACUACAAACAGGUUAAGGAAAGCGAGGGUUUUGAUAUCGAAGAUUUUCCUGGACAGUGCUGGAUGACGACUGUCUUCCCCAUGCCAUACUACUUGGAUGAUCCUAAGAAUGUUGACAGGUUGAAGGAUUAUGCUGGAAAGGCACUUAAGCUAUAUAACGAUAGUAAUGGAACCAGUUAUGAGGUCGAUGACAUUUUGAAGGUGAAUGGAGGUGGUUGUCGUGCCUUUAUUUUCUAUAUUACCUUCUCUGUCAAAAAUGGUGUGUGCGACACUUUUCAAGCAAAGGUGGUGAAAGAUAUAGGUUAUCAUUUGGACUUUCCUAUCAUCAGGCCAAAGGCCAAGGCUGUCACGGGGUAAAGGCUGCUUUGGACCUCCUUUUUUUCUUCUGAAAACUGCCCCUCUUUGCUCGUAGACAUGAAGAGUUUUCGGGCAAAGAUAAA